Messenger RNA from Maylandia zebra (zebra mbuna), 1983 nucleotides. RefSeq names its product OX-2 membrane glycoprotein. Gene Ontology annotation, molecular function: cell-cell adhesion mediator activity. NCBI's taxonomy places the organism in Eukaryota, Metazoa, Chordata, Actinopteri, Cichliformes, Cichlidae. Gene Ontology annotation, cellular component: neuronal cell body; axon; cell surface. Gene Ontology annotation, biological process: negative regulation of neuroinflammatory response; heterotypic cell-cell adhesion. The record is from RefSeq and is a predicted model, not a curated record.
UCGAGGCCUGGAGUUGCCCACCCCCGGUCUACAAGGUCUUCCAAAGGGAUUUCCAGCUUAGUUUAAUAAUGACUUUUGGAAACCCCUCUUUGACGUGAGAACAAAGACGAGCAAACUGGUCAUGGAGCCUAUCACAGCUGUCUUAGGGCAACAGGGUUUCAUAUGGGUCCGCACUCAGUCAGGGAAUUCCCUGUUAAAGUUUCAUUUUGAGCAGCAUAAAUAGCCGGUACAGGGACAAAACGAAAGUGUUGACUACACAGCAGUGAAGCAAAGAUGAUGUCCCUCCUCCUGAUUGUUUUUUGUUUAUUCAAAGCUUCCAGUAUUUCAGCCUCGGCUUCAGUCAGUGUACACGGAAACACAACAGCUGAGUACGGCAGUGAUGCGCACUACAGGUGCGCGCUGUCAAACUCCACAGGUGUGCUGCAGGUUACUUGGCAAAGGUUCGUCAAGGGGACAGUGGAGGACAUGGCAACAUACAGCGAGCGCUUUGGAAUAGAAGUAAAAACGCCCUACCGUGGAAAAGUGCUCGUUACGAAAGAGUCUUUCAGCCCUUCGGCGAUCAAACUGACGAAUCUCACAUGGGAGGAUGAGAGUUGUUUAUUCUGCGCCUUUAACACCUUUCCUGGCGGCUCAAAAGGAAGCCAGAUUUGCCUCAAAGUGCAAGGGAUAUCAAAGGUGAACACAAUGCACCACGCAAAGCAAGAUGGAGAAGUUGUGUUUAGCUGCUCCGCCACAGGCAAACCAGCUCCCACCAUAGAGUGGAACCUUUCAGAUGGAGCCACAAUCGCAGAAGAACCACAGACAGUGACAGUAAAAAACAGCGACCACACGUUCAACACCAGCAGCAACAUAACUGUGAAAGUACCUCCCGGUUGGAGUGGACACGCGGCGUGUGUGCUGAACCGUGGAAAAAUUGGAGAGAGGGAAGAGAGGAUCGCUUUCUCCUCCUCUGCAUCGGCGGACGGGGAUGACCAGAGAAGACCGUCUCCGUCAGCGAUCGCACUGAUCUGCAUCACUAUAAUUGUUUGCUGUAUAGCUGUUGCAGUGUAUGUGAUUAAAAGGAGUUCUAGGAAGCACAACCAGAGAGAAGGAUCAUGUUCCAUGCAUGCAUAACCAAUGUUAGACUUUCUAGCUGCCUUUUGCGAUGCAAGCAUUACAAACCCCUUUCCUUUGUGAAUUAAGGUCAAGCAUUGGCAGGUAGCUUCAAACUUUCACAUGCGUGGACCUGUCCAUUGACGUUUCUUAUGAACGGCGCUACUCAGCACUUUAAUGUCAUGGAGCUUUGAGCAAAACAUGUUUCAUCCGACUCUGAAUGUAAAAAAAUUAAAAUACACAAAUAUCAUGGAGAAGAAGCGGUGCAAAGCCACAAGGAUGUGAUAGGAAUAUAGCUUUCGUUUUUUCUGAAUUGCAUGCAGAACAUUUAAGCAGUAAGUGUGUGUGUGUGUGUGUGUGUGUGUGUGUGUGUGUGUGUGUGUGUGUGGAAGUAAGGAAAUACCCCGUAGGCGGUAUUACACUGGGGCUGUGCUGCCAUCUAGUGGUCCUAUCAGGGAAUACAGUGAAGCGCAGACGGAUGCAGGGUCCACAUGGCUCACAUGAGGCAACUCAAGGAAACGUUCCUAGCAAAUCUGAACAAAUACCUCAACAAAAUAAUUUCUAUGUUUAAAUGUUAUGUAGUAAAUGUGUACUUUCAGUUUGGCACUUUUCUGGCAGUUUGCACUCCAGUGUUUGUACUAUUAUUAAAUAUUAUUUUAAGUAAUACAGUGCAGUCAGUAUGCAAAUGUGCUGGCAUUGAGCUUAAAUGCAUUUAAUUUACAUUUAAGCUAGAUGCCAGCUUUAGCUGUGGUGAAAUGAAUGUGAGUUAGUCCCAGUCUUUAUUAUGUGUUAUUAACCUGUGGUGUGGUUAUCCUAAAUGUUUGCACUGAUGUAUCUUUAAUAAUUUAUUUUCAAAUAUUAUUUAUUGUUGAACUAAUUAAAUGUGUCUAA